Kockovaella imperatae is the source of this 970-nucleotide messenger RNA. RefSeq lists its product as hypothetical. The record is from RefSeq and is a predicted model, not a curated record. Lineage: Eukaryota; Fungi; Basidiomycota; Tremellomycetes; Tremellales; Cuniculitremaceae. The transcript has 2 exons. The coding region runs from base 217 to 867 and encodes 216 amino acids.
GUGGCAAGCAUUUUCAGACGCCUAUGCAUGCCAAUGAGGCAGAGAUAUCCUCUCCGGUAGCCCCUUUGGGCCUGAUUAGUUGUCAAGGAAGCAAUUUUGGGCGACGGGAGUGAAUAACCAAUACACCGCGGUAUUCGUCCCCGAGAUUGUGUCCCCAAACAUUCCUCCAAAACCCCUCAACCCUGAUCAGGUGUGAGACGCCGUCACGACGAAGACAUGAUCUACACGAUCUCAACGCUGUCACUUUUCUCGAUCUUUGUGUACGCGCAAGAUGCCUAUUUGGCUGCGCAGAAAAGCCAGGCGACGACAUUCGUCAGCUCCGAUGGCGUCGAGGUAUUUACCAAGCCUGUGUAUGUUUCGGAUAGCGAGUUGCACUGGCUUAGCGUGGACGACUAUUCUACGGUCUGGUAUUGCACACAGUAUGGAGAUAGCGAGGGAUCGAUGCGCUGGUAUUCGCCCACGAUCUUCAUGGGUCCAACCCUAAAUGAUUCGAAUCCAACGAUAGCCUACUCGUCUUCGAGCAUUGAAUUUGGAUGUGGAGUAGGAUUACCAAUGACCGACGGCAUCUUCGAUCAUAUCCAUUCCGAGGCCGGCGAGUGUCUUGCUGUAUCGCUCUACUCUUGUGCUGCCGAAGAUGAUGAUGAUGAUGAUGAUGAUGCACCUGAAGGCUGUCAAGGUCACUCAACGCAGGAUAUCGGUUUCAUGCCAUCAUCAUCCAGUGAGGCACAGCAUUUCUUCGAGAAUCAGAACGAUUGCGUGGAUCGUUGUCAUCCUUACACUCGGCACGAGGGCGUUGGCUGUCCAUUCUGUCCGGGCCCAGAGUGUCAGAGAUGUCCUGGUUGUUCUUCCCCUUAUGACAACGCCUAGGCUGGUACCGCAUCAGCAGUCGCGCGAUCCGUGUUCAGGGACUUUGAAUCAGUCAACAGGAAGAAUAAUCCUCUCAAUUCCUCGAUCUUCCAUUUUGCCAUCC